AUCGUAAAACAGCUGUUCAGAUUUUUAAAGAAUUAGAAUAUAGCGAUUCUAUUGUUAUAUCUAUUACAAGAUAUAAAACUCAACAAGGGCUUUACUCAUAUAAGCUAUCUAAAUCAAUAUUGCAACAUGAAGGUUUAAAUAAAUUUCUUAAUGUAUUAGAGAUCAUUGAAAAAUCAUAUAAUUUAAUUG
This is a messenger RNA of Dentiscutata erythropus, 189 nucleotides long. The record is from the annotation of a GenBank genome assembly. Lineage: Eukaryota; Fungi; Glomeromycota; Glomeromycetes; Diversisporales; Gigasporaceae.